CGCGUCACAUCUACGAGCCCUGCCCUACGCUGGUCAACUGUUUCCGCAAAGAUGGUUGUCGGUGCCUUCCCUAUCGCCAAGCUCCUGUACCUCGGAGUGAGGCAGUUGAGCAAGCCUGUAGCGAACCGAAUAAAAGCAGGAGCCCGGAGAAGCGACUUCUUUAAGAAUUACAUCUGUCUGCCACCGGCACAGAUUUACCACUGGAUUGAGAUGAGAACAAAGAUGCGAAUUAUGGGCUUUCGGGGUUCCACCAUUAAGCCACUGAAUGAGGACUUGGCUGCAGAGCUGGGUGCAGAAUUGGUGGGAGAGGCAAUCAUAUUCCUCAUUGGUGGUGGAUGUAUGGUGCUAGAGUACAGCAGGCAGGCUGCUAACGCCCGCCGCAAAGAAGAGGAGCAGAACGAGACCAUCAUAAGCCUACAGACUCAACUAGCAGAACUGACACUAACCACAGAGACUCUAGAUGCUCAGCUGAGGGAGAUCAACAGGAAACUAGUGUCCUUUCCUCUUCCGACCAAAAAGUGAUUAAAUUAGUUCUUUGCUAUGUGACAUGACCCUGUUUGGUGGUUUGUGUGUGAAAGUACAAUAGUGCACAACCAUAGUAGUGGCAUAUGUACAGCUAGAUAACGACCCUGCUUCACACCGUCCCCGGCCCAUUAAGUUGGGUGGAAGAGGUGGAUAUACAGCCAAUCAGUGCGCUGUUUGGGUGCUCAUGUUUUGAGCAUCUUGUUGUAGGGGCUUGUAUUGCUAUGAUAUUCAUAGUGUAUUUCUAUGGUUGAUUUCGCAUGUUCAUUAUAAAGUUGUAUAUAAACAUUUACAAUAAAUUGCAAUAGCAUCCUUGAAUUUAAUAUAUUUUAUAACAGCUCCAGCAUAUUACUUUUAUCUUUAUAUUUCAGUGAUCCUCAUUCACCUUAAUCACUUAGGAAACUAAUUUUCAUGCUUCAUUUCAUGCAUCGAUUGUGAGUGAGGCCAAAAACAAACAUCGGGUCACAUUAUUGGACACUUUUUGAGAGUCUCUGCCCUUUCAGUUUCAUAGACAUGUUGUGUUUACACUGUAAAUCACUUAUGAUUCAUGUACAUUGGAUGUUAUGAAAAAAUUAUGAAAUAAAAUGGUACCCUGUGUG
Messenger RNA from Cottoperca gobio, 1121 nucleotides. It is a transcript of the gene opa3, whose product is annotated as outer mitochondrial membrane lipid metabolism regulator OPA3. The record is from RefSeq and is a predicted model, not a curated record. Gene Ontology annotation, cellular component: mitochondrion. The transcript has 2 exons. The coding region runs from base 52 to 522 and encodes 156 amino acids. NCBI's taxonomy places the organism in Eukaryota, Metazoa, Chordata, Actinopteri, Perciformes, Bovichtidae. Gene Ontology annotation, biological process: regulation of lipid metabolic process.